AUGUUCUCAAAGAUCAUCGUCGCUGCCCUCUUCGCUGCCGCCGCUGUCUCCGCGGCUCCUGUCGACUCUUCUUCUAAGGAGGUCGAAGAGCGCCAGAUCAACCAGAGUGUCACCCUCUGCAGUGACAAGGGCAUGGCCGACUGCGACACCAUCAACUUCAACUUUGGCUUCUGCGUUCAAAAUGUCGGGCGCCUCAACGACAAGGUCAGCUCUCUCGAUGCUCACGGUUUCAACUGCAUCUUCUACAACGACACCGGAUGCCGCAACGGCGGUGGACAGAUCGCCACUACUGGCAAAGUGGAGGAUAUCCGAAGCAACCCGCAGUUCAGCACCCAGAACGAUGAUGUCUCUUCCUUCUUGUGCAACAUCUAA
This is a messenger RNA of Colletotrichum karsti, 372 nucleotides long. RefSeq lists its product as uncharacterized. The transcript has 3 exons. NCBI's taxonomy places the organism in Eukaryota, Fungi, Ascomycota, Sordariomycetes, Glomerellales, Glomerellaceae. The record is from RefSeq and is a predicted model, not a curated record. Bases 1 to 372 code for a protein of 123 amino acids.